CGUAGAGUUGUUUGCAUUGAUUGUCCUUGAUCUGAGAGUUUGAUUUGGAAAGAAAGUUGCUUUUGAUUAGCAGAACGUUGCUCUGCGGCUGGUGCAACGGCAGAAUGCACGCGUUGCACCUGAUCAUCAGCGCCUGUGCUGUUGCAUCUGUUAUCGGUGUGGAUAGGAACAAUUUCAAGACAUGCUCGGAAAGCUCGUUUUGCAAGAGAAAUAGAGAUCUUGAACCCAAAGACUCCAGGUUCCAUGUCGUGCCGGGAACAAUUAACAUUGGCAGUGGCCGAGUGACGUUUGAGCUGCUCAAUGAUGAAGCGUCGUUUGUUGGCGAGGUCAUCACGUUGGUCGACAACACAGCUCGCUUGAUGAUCAACGAGAAAGCGCCAUUGCACCCACGCUAUGUCGUAAAGGAUUCCCUUGACGGCGAGCCCAAGACCGCUCCUUUGAAGCUGGAAGAGCAGACCGAUGCUUCCGUGCGUGUUAACUUUGGCUCGGAAGGCCGUGCCUCGGCUGUCAUCGUCUUCAAGCCGUUCCGAGUUGAUUUCCUGAUGGACAAAGAGAUUGUCACGUCGCUCAACUCCCGCGGUCUCAUGAACUUUGAGCACUAUCGCAAGCCAGCCCUCGUCCAGCACGAUCCCCCUGCACCGACGGAAGCAACAGAAGAGCACCAUGAAGGUGAGGAAGGCCAGGAGAACCAUGAGCAACCACCAGCCGAAGAGCACCAGGCACCUCCGGAGCCAACUUACGAGGACUGGACGGAAACGUACAAGUCGCACACCGACCAUCGGCCCAAAGGUCCGAGUUCUCUUGGUAUGGAUAUCUCCUUCCCCGGUGUGGAGCAUGUUUAUGGUAUUCCAGAGCAUGCUGACUCCCUUGCACUCAAACUGACCAAGGGAAAUGGCGCCCACCAUUCUGAGCCAUACCGGCUGUACAACUUGGAUGUGUUUGAGUAUGAGCUGAACAACCCCAUGGCCCUCUACGGCUCCAUUCCCGUCAUGAUGGCACACAAUGCUCAGCACUCUACGUCCGUAUUCUGGAACAAUGCCGCGGAAACGUGGAUUGACGUCAGCAACUCCUUGGCUAAGUCUGGAAUCUUAAGUAUGCUGUCCUACUUCCACGGUAGUGAUGAGACACCGCAGAUCGACACACACUGGUUCUCGGAGAGUGGCAUUAUCGACGUGUUUGUUAUGCUGGGCCCCAAGCCGCACGACCUGUUCCGGCAGUAUGCAGCACUGACUGGACCAACACCUCUUCCACCAAUGUUCUCUAUUGCAUACCACCAGUGUCGCUGGAACUACAAUGAUCAGGAGGACGUGUAUGGUGUGAAUAAGGGAUACGAGGAUCAUGAUAUCCCAGUCGACGUCAUCUGGCUGGAUAUUGAGCACACUGACGGCAAGAAGUACUUCACCUGGGACGUUGCCAAAUUCCCCAACUCCAAGGAGAUGCUCGACAAGCUUUGGUCGUACGGACGCCGCAUGGUCACCAUUGUCGAUCCUCAUAUCAAGCGCGAGGAUGGCUAUCACAUUCACUCGGACGCGUCCUCUCAGGGUCUGUACAUCAAGAAUCACAACGGUGGAGACUACGAUGGCUGGUGCUGGCCCGGUUCAUCGUCCUGGAUUGACUUUACGAGUCCAGACAUUCGCAAGUGGUGGGCAGAGCAGCUGUCGCUCAGUCGCUACUCCGGCUCCACAACCUCGCUGUUCACGUGGAACGACAUGAACGAACCGUCCGUCUUCAACGGUCCCGAGAUCACCAUGCACAAGGAUGCCAAGCAUCACGGAGACUGGGAACAUCGCGAUGUUCACAAUGUCUACGGUAUGCUCCAGCCACAAGCCACCGGCGAAGGACAGGUUGCCCGCUCCGGCGGCCGCGAUCGUCCUUUCGUUCUGUCGCGUGCCUUCUUUGCUGGAUCUCAGCGUUUCGGUGCUAUCUGGACUGGUGACAACACGGCUGAUUGGGGACACUUGAAGGCAUCCAUGCCCAUGCUGCUCUCUAUUGGACUGACUGGUCUCACUUUCGCUGGUGCUGAUGUUGGUGGAUUUUUCAAGAAUCCCGACUCUGAGCUGCUGAUUCGUUGGUAUCAGGCCGGCGCCCAUCAGCCGUUCUUCCGUGCCCAUGCUCACCUCGACACUAAGCGCCGUGAGCCGUACCUUCAUGACGAGAAUGUGAUGCAGCGCAUCCGCAAUGCCAUCCUCGCACGUUACUCUAGGCUGCCAUUCUGGUAUACCCUGUAUUACCAUGCUUCUAAGACUGGUGUACCCACCAUGAGGCCUCUGUGGGUUGAGUUCCCAAGUGAAGAAGCAACAUUCUCCCUUGAAGAGGAAUACCUCAUUGGUUCUGCAUUGCUAGCCAAGCCUGUCACCGAGGCUGGUGUAUCAUCCUGGGAUGUGUACUUGCCUGGCAAGGAUGAGGUAUGGUAUGCCACUGAUGACCUGAGCCGCUACACCGGAGGACAGACCAUCACUCUUUCAGUCACACUGGACAGGAUUCCUCUCUUCCAGCGUGGUGGCAGUAUUAUCCCCACCAAGGAACGCAUUCGCCGCUCUACGGUGCAGAUGUUAAAUGAUCCUCUUACUCUAACCGUUGCACUCAACAACCAGGGCUCGGCCAAGGGCGAUCUGUACAUGGAUGAUGAGACAACGUUUGACCACCACUCUGGCAAGUACCUGCUGCGCAACUUUGAGUUCACUGCUGGCAAGUUUACAUCCAGGAACGGAGAUACUGCUGGUUCGUAUCGCUCCGAGUCCUGGGUGCAGCGUAUUGAUGUGAUUGGUAUCACGGCUCAGCCUGCCACCGUUACACUGACGCUGAGUAACGGAUCCCAACGUCAACUGGCCUUCUACUUCAACGCCAGUCAUAGUCGUCUUGUCAUCCGCAAGCCUGAUGUUAACAUUGGCGAGGACUUUGACAUUGUUAUUGCCUAAAGCCCAGGCGGCCCUAGUUCUGUUUUAAAUUUAUUUCCUGGCUGUGGUGACUUCCGUUCACCAGAUAUUUUGCUGUUUAUUGUGUUUCUGGGCAAGUGCAUGUGUGUGUGUGUGUGUGAGUGAGUGAGAGAGAGAUGGACGGACGGCAGACUAGGAGGAGGAGAGCGUGAUGACCCAUGUUAAUAACUGGGUUUGCAUUAUCGUUCUGGCCUUGCGUAUCGUUGCUCACCCAUUGGCCUUGUUGCAAUGCAUGACUGUACUGUACUGUACUGCCAUACGUCCACUCUUACACACCAUUAUCGUUACUGCAACUAACCCAAUAGCGCUUGCUGGCAUAUUCAAUGCAUCUUGCUAUGCCCAUCUUUGAGACUUUUCUUUUUCUUUUUACGCAAAGUACCCAAUGCGUUUUACUUUUAAUGUAGAAAGGAGAGAAAGCAGAAGAUGAAUAUGCGACAUA
Sycon ciliatum is the source of this 3375-nucleotide messenger RNA. RefSeq names its product neutral alpha-glucosidase AB-like. The record is from RefSeq and is a predicted model, not a curated record. The transcript has 18 exons. Lineage: Eukaryota; Metazoa; Porifera; Calcarea; Leucosolenida; Sycettidae. Gene Ontology annotation, molecular function: alpha-glucosidase activity; carbohydrate binding. Bases 105 to 2918 code for a protein of 937 amino acids. Gene Ontology annotation, biological process: carbohydrate metabolic process; N-glycan processing.